Messenger RNA from Mastomys coucha (southern multimammate mouse), 2131 nucleotides. It is a transcript of the gene Wdsub1, whose product is annotated as WD repeat, sterile alpha motif and U-box domain containing 1. The coding region runs from base 240 to 1724 and encodes 494 amino acids. The transcript has 11 exons. Gene Ontology annotation, biological process: protein ubiquitination. The record is from RefSeq and is a predicted model, not a curated record. Gene Ontology annotation, molecular function: ubiquitin-protein transferase activity; protein binding. Lineage: Eukaryota; Metazoa; Chordata; Mammalia; Rodentia; Muridae.
CGUUGGGGCGGGGGCAGGACCGGGCCACCCGGUGGGCUGUGGUCAGGCACACCCCACUGGCCUGCUGGCUCGCCUGGCCUCCUGCGCGAGAGCCAGAGCCGGUUCAGAAAGUCUCUCGCUGCCUUUGCACUCUGGGGAUUUGGACAGGUUCCAGAAAGCUCCAUCUCAGCUUGUUUUCCGAGAACCUGCUGGAGUGUUCCUGCUUGUUGUUUUGUUUUGUUUUGUUUUGUGAGGCUUUGAUGGGCCUGGAGGGAAGGCUGCUGAACUUUGGCUGUUUACUUUGCGUGAGGAACAUGGUGAAGCUGAUUCACACACUGGCGGAUCACGGUGAUGACGUCAGCUGCUGCGCCUUCUCGUCUUCCCUCCUGGCCUCCUGCUCCUUGGACAAGUCCAUCCGCCUGUACUCCCUAAGUGACUUUGCUGAACUGCCGCACUCCCCGCUGAAGUUUCACACCUAUGCUGUCCACUGCUGCUGUUUCUCGCCCUCAGGACACGUUUUGGCAUCAUGUUCCACCGACGGUACUACGGUGCUGUGGAGUGCGCACAGCGGACACACCCUGACGGUGUUGGAGCAGCCCGGUGGCAGCCCUGUGCGCGUUUGCUGCUUUUCCCCGGACUCCGCCUACCUGGCAUCAGGGGCUGCUGAUGGAUCUGUUGUUUUGUGGAAUGCACAGUCAUACAAAUUAUAUAGAUGUGGUAGUGUCAAGGACAGCUCAUUGGUGGCCUGUGCGUUUUCUCCUGAUGGAGGCCUCUUUGUCACUGGCUCCUCAGGCGGGGACUUGACAGUAUGGGAUGACAGGAUGAGGUGUCUGCACAGCGAGAAGGCGCAUGAUCUUGGGAUCACCUGCUGCAGCUUUUCCUCACAGCCUCUCUCUGGCGGGGAACAGGGCCUUCAGUCUUACCGAUUGGCGUCAUGUGGUCAAGACUGUGAAAUCAAACUCUGGAUUGUUUCUUUUACCCAUGUCUUAGGCUUUGAAUUAAAAUAUAAAAGUACACUAAGUGGGCACUGUGCCCCUGUUCUGGCCUGUGCUUUUUCCCAUGAUGGACAGAUGCUUGCAUCAGGGUCAGUGGAUAAGUCUGUCAUCAUAUAUGGUAUCGGCACUCAGAGUGUGCUGCACACACUGACUCAGCAUACCAGGUAUGUCACGACCUGUGCGUUCGCACCCAACACUCUCUUACUUGCUACUGGUUCGAUGGACAAGACAGUGAACAUUUGGCAGUUUGACUUGGAAACGCCUUGCCAAGCAGGAAGCAUGAAUGAUCAGCUGAAACAUUUCAUUGAAGACUGGUCAGAGGAGGAUGUCUCAGUAUGGCUUCGUGCUCAAGGCUUGGAGGACCUCGUCGGUAUUUUCCGGGUAAACAACAUCGAUGGGAAAGAACUAUUGCAUCUCACAAAGGAAAGUCUGGCUGGUGAUUUGAAAAUCGAAUCUCUAGGGCUGCGCAACAAAGUCCUGAGGAGUAUUGAAGAGCUCAGGACCAGGAUGGAUUCUCUUUCUUCUGGAAUCCCUGAUGAGUUCAUCUGCCCAAUAACCAGAGAGGUCAUGAAGGACCCCGUCAUUGCAUCAGAUGGCUACUCCUACGAGAGAGAAGCAAUGGAAAGUUGGAUCCACAAAAAGAAGCGCACGAGCCCCAUGACAAAUUUGGCUCUUCCUUCACUGGUACUAACCCCAAACAGGACUCUGAAAAUGGCCAUCAACCGAUGGUUAGAGACGCAUCAGAAGUGAACCUGUUCACAGGCAUUGGAUACACUUUCAGUGAUGCCCUUCUAAUGAUUCAGAAUGGCUAAGCAGCCAUUAUAAAAGCAAAAUAAAAGGAAAAGACAAAUGUCAAAUUCAGUUACUUUUAACAACUGUAAAUUAUGAGCAGGGCAGUGGUGGUGCACACCUUUAAUCCCAGCACUCAGGAGGCAGAGGUGGAUCUCUGAGUUCCAGGCCAGCCUGGUCUAUAGGGCAAGUUUUAGGAUGGCCAAGGCUGCACAGAGAAACCCUGUCUCAACCGCUCCCCCCCCCCCCAUCAAUUAUCUUUAAAACACAGAUUUAUAUAUCUAUUAUUGCUAUUUCUGAAAAGGUGAAAAUAUUUUUUUGCAAUAAUGGAGAAAUGUAUAGAAAUAAAACUUUACUAUGACUUUAAA